This is a messenger RNA of Penicillium subrubescens, 1709 nucleotides long. Its product is annotated as polyamine acetyltransferase. The record is from RefSeq and is a predicted model, not a curated record. The transcript has 3 exons. The coding region runs from base 412 to 1296 and encodes 294 amino acids. Gene Ontology annotation, molecular function: aralkylamine N-acetyltransferase activity. Lineage: Eukaryota; Fungi; Ascomycota; Eurotiomycetes; Eurotiales; Aspergillaceae. Gene Ontology annotation, cellular component: cytoplasm.
CUAUUCUUCGCCCUCGUCUUUUUUUUCUUUGCUCUUUCCCACAACUGGGGAUAUACCACAGCUCAGAAGAAAAAGCCUCACUUCUGAGAACUUCCCCCAGUCCAAUCGUGAAGACAAAGGGAACAGCAGGUGAAAGAACCGUUUCUUGAAGCAGCCUUGCCCGAACUUUCUGUCUUGUGCUACGAAGAUUUCAUCCGAAGUAUACUUGGCAUAUCAACUAAUCCCCACUGGUCUAGACUGCAUCCCACCCCCUCCAGUCUCCAUCGACGCCACCUAGCCAGGUCCCCUUGCAAAAAAAAAAAAAAGGCGACCCUUCAAGUGCGGUUUUACCCAACACGCGAGCGAUUUCCUCAUCUUGCCACUACCUCCCAUCUGUGUUGCGGUCAAUCUUGCAACUCUCUCAGCUUCGCCAUGUCGGAUCUCAACGAGCAGUCGUCGGAGUCAAUGCCCGGCCCGGAUACCUCUGGCUUGAAGCCGUUGUCCAAUGCCAACGAUGACCUCACGCCCAUCUCCAACCCCAGCAACAAUGAUUUGGCCCGGAUUAUGAACCGCGCCGGUAUCGCGAUGACAAAUGGCGGUUUCCCGCUCGACGAUCUCGAGGAUGAGGAUGAAGUGGAUGAGGAUUACGUUGCAGUCGACCAGGAAGAUGUGAAUGACUACCCCUACUGGUUCCGCCGGCCUCCAACCCACCACCGCACCAUGCUGGACGAGCUGCAUCCGUUUGUUCAAUUGCUCUCCGUAUCCAACGUGGAGGACUGUGUCGAGGUGGAGAAUGCCUUCCCCGAGCCAGAGCGCUGUUCGCGUGACAAGUUCAUUUACCGCCUCACCCGCUGCCCAGAGCUGAGCUUGGGUAUCUUUACGCUGCCUGUCCUGGAUGAAACCAAGCCCAAGCCCCGCCCAACUCUUAUCGGACACAUUAUCGCCACCCGGACAUCGGAGCCCUUGGUGACUGACCGGGCUAUGCGCCUGCCCAAGGACUGGCAUGCUGAGCGAUGGACGUUUGAAGAUAACCAGGCUGUUGGUCACGAAGAGGGCGGUGGUACUAUUGCCAUUCACUCCCUGGCUGUGCUCCCCGAGCAUCAGGGCAAGCAGGUCGGCAGCACCCUGCUGAAGUCAUAUAUUCACCGUAUCCGGGAGGCCCAGAUUGCGGACCGGAUUGCGAUUAUCGCACAUGAUCACCUGGUUCCUUUCUAUGAGUCGUUCGGAUUUGAGUCCCACGGCCCUAGCAAGUGCCAAUUCGGCGGAGGUGGUUGGGUGGAUUUGGUCUUGGAGUUUGGUAAUGAGGAGAUGACUUAGUGUCCUGGGCGGUCUUUGUUUUUUUUUGCAUCUUUCGGCGUGGACCGUGUGUGGCCUUUUUGCCGGUCUGCUUUUUCUUUCUUUUUGACUGGUUUUCUUUCCCUCAUAUCUCUGUUUUUUCUUUUCUUUUCCCUUCUCUCUCAUGUCCUCGUUACGCACGCUACGUCCGGUCAUCGGUUUUGGUCUUUGGGUUUGAAAGAAACUGGAGUUUGUUUUGUCUUCUGGGGUCGGGGAUGGCCAGUCUGACGGAUUAUUCUCAAGAUUAAAAGAGGCUUGGGCUCUCUCCCAAACUUGGAGCCCAGGGCGCUUAUGUACCAUAGUGGAAAUGCGAUGUACAUGAGCAUGCCUAGUCUCUCCGAUUUCUAUCAUACUAUAUAAUACAGCAAAAAAAGAAUGAUUAGACUGUUAAAGUA